Molecule: messenger RNA, 3042 nt
Organism: Paecilomyces variotii
Lineage: Eukaryota; Fungi; Ascomycota; Eurotiomycetes; Eurotiales; Thermoascaceae
Exons: 3
Coding region: 166-2886 (906 amino acids)
Source: RefSeq, a predicted model, not a curated record
GCAGGCAUCUUCCUAAAACGGCCCAUUUACCUGAGAUAUCACCUUCAUCUUCAUCGAUCGUGUUACUCUCGUGACUAAUCAUAUACUGGUCACAAUCCGGCUGUUACUGGACAAUUUCUUGCAAAGACUAUACGACUUUCUUUUCCUCUUGAUCAGACCGACAAUAUGGCACCUAUACCCGAUGAAACGGAGUGGUUGGCAGCUACAGCAAAGGCUCGCGAGGAGGCAGAAAAAAUGGACAAGGAUAUGGCACAGGACGGACCGCCGGAACACCCGGUUGCGCAACUGCAAGGCCCCUUCGAAGAAUCCAUAGUCGAUUCGAAUGACCCGGCUGGUGAACUAUACACAGUGCAAAUAGAUGCUCUGAGUCGGCGCAUAGAAAUUCUGAUGAGCCAACAAUAUGAGCGUCUCUGUGGCAGAAAGUGGCGUCAGAAGCCACGGGAAAGGUAUCACCCUCUGUGGAAGAUCGUCGCACAGAUGUCCUUCGGCAUGCAUCUCCUGGCGAACGGGCUCGCCAAGUCAGAACCAGAAGUCAUGAAGAUCUUGCAGGGCCAUGUAGACGAAAUGGAUGGCUUCAUCGAGCGAACAACAGACGACCUGAUUCUUGCCGAGGCUGACAUCAGAGAGCGCUUGAAUUAUCUUAAGAUCCCCCUCGAGACAGGGAGGGUAUUCGAUGAACUGCUGGAAGAUCGAACCUUCAGGCAUUCUGUGAUGGAUGACACCGAAAAGAUCGAGCACAUAAACCACCGAUCAGCAGCAGCCAUGAGUGACGCUUUCAAGGACAUCCAAAAAGGACGAGAGGCGAUUAGCGCACUGUGGCAUUACUUGAAGAAGUUAGGGAAAGAAUGGACGCCAAGACCAGGCAGUUUUGAUGCCGUUUAUGCCGCGAUGGUUGGGAAUGUAGAAGGCUGGCAGGGCGCGUUUACGGAUUUACGAAAACAUGGGAAAGGACUGGCCAUCGUCAUUAUCCAGCUGGGCGCCGUCGUGACUGAAAUACAGUCGCGAGCAGCUGCAGCCAGUAGGAAAGAAGUGAUGAACACUGUUAGCAGACCACGAGCCAAAUCGCUCAAAGUUGGGUUAUUCAAGAGAUCGUCCUCACUCCCAACAGUCCCCCAGGUUUCAGACAAGCCUCUUCCCAGCGCUCCGCAGCUUGUGGAUCCAGCAAUCGAAGCAGUGCUUCCCACGGAAAUACGACCUGAGGCAUUUCCUAAGAGAGACAUUUCUGGCACCCAAAAUGCCGGUCUGGCGCGUCACUCGUCCUCAGCAGGUCGACGCCGUACGAGAUCUUUUGACGAUGGCACCACUGAGGGUAACCGGUAUUUGUCUUCAAGCAAGACUCCACAGGAUCGCCCAGGGAGUCAAGGGAAACCCGCCAAAUCCGUUACCUGGGUGGAACCUGGUCAAAAUCGCCCUGCUACAGCACAUCAGCCUGAAAACGAUGCCUUCCGUGGCCGAAGCCGGUCCACGGGACAAUUAAGAGAGGGCGGCGCAGAGGGAAGACCGCAGUCCAGGGGUGUCCUGGGAUCUUUUGCACCGUUCGAGAAGAAGAAGUCAUUGCCGGCCGGUGGGCGAGACAAGACGAAAGACCAGUUACUGGUCCAUCUCAAAUCCAAGAAAGCUCUCGACGCCCUCGCCGUACCGGUCAAUAAGCUACGGUCUGCCUCUCCACGGCCAUCAUCCGUCAGAAGAGAUUGGCCUCUUAGCAUCUUCCGCGCCAAAUCGUCGAAUUGUCUCAGAAGCCCUGACGGAUCUCAACAUAGCGAUUCUGGAAGUGGUCUCGAUUCGGAUGUCCAGAUGGAAUGGUCCAAGCCGGAGGAGGAGAUCCCGAAUACUCAUACGCUACGCCCUGGGCCAGGCGAUUCCCCUCGGAUACCUCACAUAAGGGCGUCACUAUGCUCGACCAUCAGAGAGCUAGAUGAAGAGGGUGAAGCAAGAGAAGAUGACGAGAGCGAGGUUGGGGAAGAGGGGGAAGUGGAAUCGAUACUUACAGCCUUACCCACACUAGAUCCCUCGUUGGCAAGGCAUUUCGAUAUUGCUAUCUCUCAGAUUUCAACAGAAACCGAUGUCCACGAGAUUUCUCCGAGCUCUGCGGACAAAUCUGCCACGGCAAAGGCUACCGACUCGAUCCAACUCGACACAGAUCCCUCCGACACAUUAAAUGAUACUGGGAAGAGCGCAGAUUCAUCUAGUCCAGCUGGUCCACAGCCCAAGCGUCUCGUUCCCCAUUCGGCUGAUAUCCUCGGAUUAUCUUCCAGUAGGCCACUCCGUCUGAGCAGCAAGGUACUACCGGCUCCGAUUAUGCAAACUGACAAUGAUAUCAAGUCUGGCAUCGCGGUAAACGUCGCCUCCCUAACGUCAGAGUCAUUGAUCGACUUUCUCGCCGCAACACCUCCAGUGUCUCCCCGUCCUGACGAUCUAGAAAGCUGCUCGACGGAUGAUGACCUAGACAUAGACCUGUACGAACCACCAGAGCCGAAGGAGGAGGACACCAGCAGCAGGGCAAGACUCGGCCUCGGAAUCCGAGUUGGACUACAGUGCUAUCCUGAAGAAGUCAGCAGUCCGCCCCCGCCAGGCCCCGGUGGAAGAACCAUGGUCACCCCUGACUUUUCCACAAAAUACGCCCUCGAGUGUGAAAAGCGCUUCAGACCGAGACUAGGCCUCGGAAUGAGUAGCCUUUCUCUUUCUCUCAUCCCGCGCAAGAAGAGUCUGAAAAGACUAUUCAGCCCGACGUGGAAGAGUCACAACAUCUCCCGGGAUGUCGUGGUGGUGGGAUCAGGAAGCGAGACCUCUUCCAUGGAGGACAUGGGAAUGGCUCAGAUGGAUUCAGAGCAGAAUUUCCAUUUCCGCGGUCUGGGAAAGGAUGGGACUUGGGUAAUGAGUGAUUGAAGAACCUUAUUAAAUUAAAUUAAUAGUUAAUAUGAUUAUUUAGCUAUUUUUUUCAUGUAUAAUACUUACGAUAGGCUUCUUACUUAGUUACCCAGCCAGCUUGAAUAGAUAAAUGUAUGUAUGUAUAUAUAAUGUCACUGCGGAAUCAUAUUAUGG